Trichosurus vulpecula (common brushtail) is the source of this 4413-nucleotide messenger RNA. RefSeq names its product AKT serine/threonine kinase 2 (gene AKT2). The transcript has 16 exons. The record is from RefSeq and is a predicted model, not a curated record. Gene Ontology annotation, molecular function: protein serine/threonine kinase activity; ATP binding. Lineage: Eukaryota; Metazoa; Chordata; Mammalia; Diprotodontia; Phalangeridae. Gene Ontology annotation, biological process: protein phosphorylation. Bases 418 to 1863 code for a protein of 481 amino acids.
GAGCCGUUGGGGCCUGACGCGGAGGACGAUCCACGGCCACCCGGCACCCGCAGAGCCGCCGUAGGAGGUAGCGGUCGGACGGCUAUGGGCGGGAGCCGGCGCCCGCCGAGGACCCGCAGCGGCCGUCGGUGACAGGGAGGGCAGGGCAGCCCCGCCAAGGCACAGCAGGAGCCCCGUUCUCUGGCGUGGCCAGGUGGACAAGAAGCAGCAGUCAUUCAGAGAGGUGGCAAGCCGCUGCAGGGGCUGUCCAGUCUAUAUCAGCUGACAUAACUUCCCACAUUCCUCUGGAUUCUUCCUGUCUGUUAUGUCUCCUGAACCGUCUGGUGUCACAAGCGGACCGCGCUCUGUCCUUGGCUCCCUGGAUGCGCUCUCACCUGACCCAUUCCUGGCGAAGCGGUGGUGAGGCCGGGCGCCACCAUGAACGAGGUGUCCAUCGUCAAAGAAGGCUGGCUCCACAAGAGAGGUGAAUACAUCAAGACGUGGAGACCUCGUUACUUCCUGUUAAAGAGCGAUGGUUCGUUCAUCGGGUACAAAGAGAGGCCAGAGGUCCCUGACCAGAGUUUACCCCCUUUAAAUAACUUUUCUGUAGCAGAAUGCCAGCUAAUGAAAACAGAGCGACCUCGGCCCAACACCUUUGUCAUCCGAUGCCUGCAAUGGACAACGGUUAUUGAAAGGACGUUUCAUGUGGAUUCUCCAGAUGACAGGGAGGAGUGGAUGAGGGCCAUCCAGAUGGUAGCCAACAGCCUGAAGAAUCAGGAGCCCGUGGAAGACUCAAUGGACUACAAAUGUGGCUCCCCCAGUGACUCCUCGGUGGCUGAGGAUAUGGAAGUAGCCGUGAGCAAAACCCGGACAAAGGCGACCAUGAAUGACUUUGACUAUCUCAAGCUGCUGGGCAAGGGCACCUUCGGCAAAGUCAUCCUGGUGCGGGAGAAGGCCACGGGGCGCUACUACGCCAUGAAGAUCCUGCGGAAGGAAGUGAUCAUCGCCAAGGAUGAAGUUGCCCACACAGUCACUGAGAGUCGAGUCCUCCAGAAUACCAGGCACCCAUUUCUCACAGCACUAAAGUAUGCCUUUCAGACGAAUGACCGCCUCUGUUUUGUGAUGGAAUAUGCCAAUGGUGGGGAGCUGUUUUUCCACCUGUCGAGAGAACGCGUCUUCACGGAGGACAGGGCCCGGUUCUAUGGGGCCGAGAUCGUCUCUGCCUUGGAGUACUUGCACUCCAGGGACGUGGUCUACCGUGACAUCAAGCUGGAGAACCUCAUGCUGGACAAAGACGGGCACAUCAAGAUCACUGAUUUUGGCCUCUGCAAGGAGGGCAUCAGCGAUGGGGCCACCAUGAAGACGUUCUGCGGCACCCCGGAGUACCUGGCCCCUGAGGUGCUGGAGGACAACGACUAUGGGCGGGCAGUGGACUGGUGGGGGCUGGGCGUGGUGAUGUACGAGAUGACCUGUGGCCGGCUGCCCUUCUACAACCAGGACCACGAGCGCCUCUUCGAGCUGAUCCUCAUGGAGGAGAUCCGCUUCCCUCGCACGCUGAGCCCCGAGGCCAAAUCUCUGCUGGCCGGGCUCCUGAAAAAGGACCCCAAACAGAGGCUGGGUGGGGGUCCCCGGGAUGCCAAGGAGGUCAUGGAGCACCGUUUCUUCUCAGCCAUCAACUGGCAGGAUGUCUUGCAGAAGAAGCUCCCGCCCCCAUUUAAGCCCCAGGUCACAUCAGAGAUUGACACACGGUACUUUGAUGAUGAAUUCACGGCGCAGUCCAUCACCAUCACUCCCCCAGACCGAUAUGACAGCAUGGGCUCCCUCGAGUCUGACCAGCGCACCCACUUCCCACAGUUCUCUUACUCGGCCAGCAUCCGGGAGUGACUUGACCAUUGGAGUGGAGCCCAUGCGGGAUGGACAGGCAGCUGCCAAGGCCACAGGCUGCCUCCCUUCUGGGUCACUUUGCCUCUGGUCCCAUCCUCACCCUCACCCACAUGCUUUUUUUCUCCUCCCCAACCUUGCCUGGGAAGGAUCUGGCCCUUCCUUCAUCCCUCCUUGCCUGGCGCUCACUGGCUAGCCUUCCCCCCACCGUGGCCCUGUGGCCCUGGGGGGCUCUGGUGGGGAGAGGGCAGAGAUAGCGACUUGGCCCAGGGCCACAGGCCUCCCAAGGUACUAAGGAUUCAGUGAAACCCAGCUUGCUGCUGCCUCAUGGCCUGGACACCUCUCACAUCCCUAAGGGGAGUGUGGAAGCCUUUCCAGGCUCUGCGCUGCACAGGAGGCUGCUGGGCUCCCAGAUCUCCCGUGCUGAGCUCUUUUAGGUCACGUGGUGGAUGUGGCCAGCCUUGUCCUCGGACUGGGCACCGAGGAGGUCUCUGUUGAUCCUCAGAGGGAACCCAGGAUCCCUUCUCCCUCUCCUGGCUCCAACUGGCCAGGCCUAGGGAGAGCAGCGGUGCUUUAUCCUGGACGGAGUCAGCUGUCAGCCCAUGUCCUUGGGCCUUGACCUCGUGUGUGUAUCAGGAGAAUGCCCGAAGUGGCCCCCGGCCAGCAAUGGGCAGGCGUAGCUACUAAAGCAAUAAUGUCUCAUACCCGAGCAGCCUUAAAGCCAGAUGCCCCAGAGCCGACUGGCUCCUCCUCCAGCCUGCCUCCCUGUGGCCCUCUGGCAUUUCAGGAGCUCCCUGGGCUGGCAGAAGGGCAGGGUUGUAGGGGCUUCUAGGCCCUUCCUCACCAGAUGAGAUUGGCUAGGAGCACCAGAGCCAGGGUGGGGUUCUCAUCAUCCCCGUUGGGGUCAGCUGUAUGCAUCUCAGGCUGGCCAGAAGGGAAGAAGGCCACUUGUUCUCUAAGGAGAUGCUGGCUAUGGGGGCAAGCCUGGGUGUGCUUGGGUAGGACCCCCAGAGCUGUGGCUCCCCUGUUGGGGCAGGGAGGUUUGGGGACCUGCCUUACCAUGCAUACAGGGAAGCAGAGGACAGCACUCUUGUCUCUCUUCUCCUUUCCCCACUCCUGGACACAGCCUCCUGUCCACUGUGGCAUGUGGCCACCCCACUGGGAACUCGGGACCCUCUCUCCCAGUGCCUUAUCUGGAUAACAUGACGGCCUCCCCAGAGUGAAAGGUUAAGGCCAAGGAACAUCAGGAAUUAGAGGCCUGGGGGAACCUUGGCUUCUGUUUGCAAGGAGGGGUGAUGGAGGCUCUGGUACGGUCUGUUACAUCUCCUCUCCCCCCGAUUUAGCCUGCUUUCUCUCAGCCUCUUCAUCUGUCCCUCCUGGGACUUGUACGUGGCCCUGGCAUCUUCUGAUCCUGUCAGGCCCAGGCCCCUCUCCCCAUUCCUCAGCCUCCCCUAAAGCUGCUGGCUGGGCCAGAGCUUUGGAUGCCUGGGGUGACCCAGGGCGGGCCUCCUGGGUGUUCUCCCCUCAGCCCUCACUGAAGGCUUCGGGUCAGAACUAUAAGAGGAGACUGGGCCCAGAAGCUUUUGUACAAGGUGGCUGCACCCUGGGUCCAGAUCCAAGGCAAGGCUCGAAGGGUCAGGUUGGGAGGGUGUUGCGAACUGGGGCCCUGCUUCAGGUUAGGCUCGAGUGCACAUUCACCACCCCCCACGUCCCCAAGGACUGGGGUGGGGGGUUCAGAACUGUUACAGAUUCCUUAAUGCAACAGUGUUCAGGCCCCCAGCUCCCUGCAGGAGGGGCGACGGGGUGUUAGGUCAAAGUUUGCGGUCCAGUGCUCUCCUCCUGCUGGGGCGUCUGCCCACAGGGGCUGGAUUGAUCCCGUUUUCCUUCCUGCAUCUCCUGAGGCCUGUUGCCCAUGCGGUACCAGAAGAGCCUUAAGAUUAGACAGGGCGGGUUGGGCCCCUCACCAGCCCUGCCCGAGCCCCCAUGCUCUGCCCUGGAGUCCUGAGGGGCAUGGCCCCACACCUCCCCCAGUCAUUUCCUUCUGCUCACAACAGAUUGAUGGGGAGCGGGGGAUGUCACUGUCUCCCCCCAAACCCAUCUGCCAUAUUCUGGGGUUGGAAGCAGGGAGGACCAAGUGAUGGCUCCUCAAAGCAGCUGUGGUGUCUCGGGCUUGGGGCCCGUGUGUGUGUAUAUACAUAUACAUACAUAUCUGUGUGUCUCUGUGUUAGGGAUGGGUCCUUCCCUAGGACCCUGGGGUGGGCAGAGCGGGCCAGGGACAUUAAGGGCUCCUCAAGGCUCAGGGCCUCUCUCCUGCCCACCCCAAGGACACCUCCCUGGGGCUGCUGCAGCUCAGAGCAAGGCCCUCCUGGCUGCCUCCUUAGGGGUGGGGGGGGGGGAUGGUUUUCCUCAUGAUGCAGGGGAGGGGACUGCCAGGGAUGGCAAAGGCUUUGUGUGGGGAUUUUUUUUUUGUGUUUGUUUCUGUAAAUCAUUUUAGCUACUUUCUCUCUCCUUGAAUUUAUACGGUACCAACAAUUAAAAAAAAUUUCUGACAAA